AAUUAACUAUUUUGUUAAGACUGGAAUAAUUUGAGAGCAAUCCUAAAAAUUGCUUAACUAACAAGAUAUUUUUCUUUUAUAGAACAGAAAAGAUGUUCAAGACUUUUGACAUCUUGGUUAGAGUCCCCCAAACACAAACUAAUCCAAGAGUUCAUACUCUCGAGGAGAAUGGUAACAUGAAUGUAGUGGCGAUCGUGAUCCUGUCUCGGGGAAAGUGCGGCCUGUCUACCUGCACCACUCGCUACCUGGUUGCCAUGGCAGCGGCCGAUCUACUGACCGUUGUCACCGCGGUCAUUUUGUGGCGAAUCAAAUCCUAUUACUUCCAGUGGAGUUUUCUGGACAUCACCCCUGUGUGCCUUGUUAUCGAUGUACUGAGAUGCACAGCCACAAACUGUUCUGUCUGGUUCACCGUCACUUUCACCUUUGACCGGUUUGUCGUCAUUUGCUGUCAGAAGCUGAAAACAAAAUAUUGCACCGGGAAAACUGCGGCUGUGGUUCUAACAACAAUCGGCGUACUGUUCUGUCUGAAAAAUGUUCCCCGAUACUUCACACGGCAACCCAGGGUGAUCAUCGACAAUGUACCGUGGUUCUGUAAAGUGAUGGACAGUUAUUUCACUGACCCCAGGUGGGUAGGGUAUGACUGGUUCGAUACGGUUUUAAUUCCGUUCCUCCCUUUUGCUGGGAUCCUGCUGCCCAACGCUCUGACAGUCAGACACAUUUUAGUGGCCAGUCGGGUCCGUAAGGGGCUGAAGGGUCAGAGCAUGGGGGAGAACCGCAGUGACCCGGAGAUGGAGAGCAGGAGGAGGUCUGUGAUUUUACUCUUCACCCUCUCCGGCAGCUUCAUCCUCCUGUGGAUGACAUUGGUUGUAAAUUUCAUAUAUUAUCAUGUCUCAGGGGAAGGAUUCAGUUUCAAUGAUUCUGAAUGCAUCUUUAUCUACGUCGGGGUUUUGCUGAGUGAUUUCAGCUGCUGCACCAACACGUUUAUUUACGGAGUGACACAGUCAAAAUUCAGGGAACAGAUGAUCAGCGCGGUGAAAUAUUCUGUCCCCUCGGUGCUUCAUUUUAUUAAUAAAGCUGCGUCCUGAGCACAAGCCGGACGCGGCCACAAUUUCUCCAGUCCGGAGGCCAACUCCUCACAUUCACCGCCUGAUCUCGCAGUUGUUAUUCCGGGGCCGACUGUCCCUUUGACCAGCAGGUCUGGGACAUUAGGAUAGUGUGUUUCUGGGGAGGGGCAAAGCACUAUCCUGGACUCGCCAGAUGUCAGUCAACGAACUACUCUGAAAUGCCAGCCAUCCAUUGGUCUGGGAAUAUGUCCAUCUACUCCUAUUCCCACCCACCAACCUCACAGACCGACUUUCCCACAAGACAGCUGGUGUUCUAGUCUGAUGCUGGUUGGAUAAUCAAAUGUCAAACACACCAGUUUCCGCCUUACGCUUGAAUGAUUGGCUAACGUGCAUAUAAAUAGGGCCGGUAUUGGAUACAUUGUGGUUGGUACUCCAAAUUAAUGCACGUUCCCGCCACAAACUGGA
Hypanus sabinus (Atlantic stingray) is the source of this 1529-nucleotide messenger RNA. RefSeq names its product probable G-protein coupled receptor 139. The coding region runs from base 93 to 1085 and encodes 330 amino acids. Gene Ontology annotation, biological process: G protein-coupled receptor signaling pathway. Gene Ontology annotation, cellular component: membrane. The record is from RefSeq and is a predicted model, not a curated record. The transcript is spliced from 2 exons. NCBI's taxonomy places the organism in Eukaryota, Metazoa, Chordata, Chondrichthyes, Myliobatiformes, Dasyatidae. Gene Ontology annotation, molecular function: G protein-coupled receptor activity.